Molecule: messenger RNA, 8802 nt
Organism: Colossoma macropomum (tambaqui)
Lineage: Eukaryota; Metazoa; Chordata; Actinopteri; Characiformes; Serrasalmidae
Gene: col27a1a
Product: collagen, type XXVII, alpha 1a
Exons: 61
Coding region: 142-5748 (1868 amino acids)
Molecular function (GO): extracellular matrix structural constituent
Source: RefSeq, a predicted model, not a curated record
ACCACUACCACCACCACACACACCCGGGAUCGCUCGCGCGCGGCUCAAACCGAUGCGCGAGAGAGAGGACGACGGCUGGCGCUCGCGGGCACGCGGACGGUAACGGCUCAGGGUUUGGAGCGGCGGGACAAAUGAAUACAAAUGAAUUUAGCGACCCCAAGGAGAGAGCGCGGGACCUCUCACGAGUGGGCAACGAAAGCUCUACUUCUGUGUACUCUUCUGUGCUGUACCACUUAUUUGGGACUCACACAAGUUCUGUCUGAAGAUGUGGACGUGCUGCAGCGUCUGUCUCUGCGCGCCGAGCAGGGGUCCCGCUCCGUCCCUGUUGGGGUCAUCUCUCUUCGCUCCGGAGUCAUCCUCACUCCCCGAGCGCGGGUUACCACAGCAACGCGCACCUUGCUCCCACCUGACCUUUUCUGGAACUCCACACUUCUGCUGAGUGUUCGCUCGCACCGUGUCAACUCCGCCUUCCUCUUCUCCGUCUUUUCCGGCUCUCGAAUCCAGCUGGGCCUGGAGAUUUCCCCUGGGACAUUAACACUCCACUCUGGACCCCAGAACUCCAUCAGCUUCCCCUAUAACCUCCAUGACGGCCGUUGGCACAACCUGGCCAUCAUCCUGGCCGGCCAGACAGUCACCUUGCUGCCUGCCUGUAACCACAGUGACAAUGGGGGUGUGUCCCAGAAGCUACCCUUGCCCCCUCUAGCCCGUUUGGACCCUCGCGGGACAUUCCGGCUGGGUGGUAGCAGUGCCCUGUUGCCGGGUGUCGCCCCAUUUGAGGGCGCCGUAUGCCAAUUCGACAUCGUGCCCACUGCACGGGCACAAACAAACUACUGCAGUGCCAUCCGCAGGCAGUGCAGAGAAAAUGACACCUACAGGCCAGCCCCGCCCCCUAUCCUACUGCCCCUUCCUCAUCGCCAUGCCUCACCCACCUCGGCCCAAAAUUUGUCUUCUAAUCAUACCCCCGCAACUGGCAUCCCAUGGAUACCCCUGAGUGGAACUGCCGGGCCUGUUUUAGAAGAGAAUAAUGCGGUCAUGGGGUCCCGACCCAAAACCUUUUCUCCCACGUCCACUCCUCUACCCCCAACUGGGACACGACUCGAACCACCACCACGAGAACGCUUAAGCACUGCAACUCCCAUGCCCACUCUCAGGGCACCCAAAACCUUGCCCAAAAUUAGCCCCAAAUCCACUGCCUCCAGACCAACGGCCAUGACCAAACCAGCAGGGUUCAAAUCCACCACAGCAAGAACUCAGUCUAAAUCUGUUACAGCUAAACCUUCUUGGUCAAAGCCUGCAACUACAAAACCCACCAGUACUAAACCAUCUGUCUCAAAACCCAUUAGCACAAAACCCACCGUCCUAAAACCCAACAGCACCAAACCUACUGUCUCAAAAUCCAACAGCACCAAACCCACCAUCUCAAAGCCCAACAGCACCAAACCCACCAUCUCAAAGCCCAACAGCACCAAACCCACUGUUUCAAAAUCCAACAGCACCAAAUCCACUGCUGCGUCAAAACCCACAAACUCAAAACCUUCUGGGUCCAAGCCAGCACUAUUGAAGCCCUCUAAACCCACACCCACAAAAUCUACAGCAGUCAAACCCACAUCUCAGAAAGCCCUUCAUCUCAAGCCCUCUCCUGCAAAACCCACUCCAGAUAGCAAGAAAACAUCAGUGAAACCCCCACACAUUACUGCACCCACUGCAGCCAGCUCCACUAAGAGACAAACAGACAUGUUAAUGUCUUUAUCUGACCAGGGUCCGAUUAUCCCCAAAAAAACAACCUCUAGCCCAGGUAAAAAAACACCACAGCCCAAAACCAGCACCCAACGCACACCCAGACACACCCUACCUACGCCCAGGUCCACACCAUUCACCCCUCUUGUUUUAAAGAUGCCCCAGAGCACCCUGCCAACCCCGAAAAUCCCCACAAAGACCCCGAAACCUCCUGCUACCCUACCGACAGCCAUGCUAACCUUAGAGACACAUACAGUUCUAGCCGCAGAUGGAUUUCAAAAUUGGGAUCUGGAUCCAACACUGUUUGCUUCUCUAAGGGGACCACCAGGCGAAAAGGGAGAUUCCGGACCUUCGGGAAUUCAGGGACCUCCAGGAAAGCCAGGACUGCCAGGGAAGAGAGGACCACGGGGACCACCCGGACCACACGGUAACCCAGGACGACCAGGUCCCCCAGGGUUUAAGGGGAAAAAGGGUGACCCUGGACUCUCUCCUGGAAAAGCUCCUAUAGGAGAGAAAGGAGAUCCUGGGAUUCUCGGUCCUGUUGGUUUAUCUGGUAUAGAGGGUCGAAAGGGGCAGAAAGGUCAUCCUGGACCACCUGGCCUCCCAGGAGAACCAGGUGAACGAGGGCCUGAUGGAAGUCCUGGUGCCAAAGGUUAUCCUGGCAGGCAGGGGCUUCCUGGUCCUAUAGGUCCUCGUGGUCCAAAAGGCGCGCGGGGCUUUAUUGGGAUCCCAGGCCUUUUUGGUUUACCUGGACCUGAUGGUGAAAGAGGUAGUCCUGGUUCUCCAGGGAAGAGGGGCAAGAUGGGUACGCCGGGCUUCCCAGGAGAUUUCGGUGAGAGGGGACCACCAGGAGCUGACGGGGAGCCAGGCGCUCUUGGUGCCCCUGGCCCCCCUGGAGUUUCUGGCCUGAUUGGUGACAUGGGCCCAGCUGGUGCAGUUGGUUUGCCAGGACUGGUUGGACUGAAGGGUGUUCCUGGGAAUAUGGGCGAGCCUGGACUGAAAGGUGAUAAGGGUGAUGUUGGACUUCCUGGAGAUCAAGGAGAGAUGGGCUUCAAAGGAGACAAGGGUGUUCAGGGGUUGCCAGGGUUGCCAGGUCUACGUGGAAAACCAGGACUUCAGGGCAAAAUAGGAGAGAGAGGACCUGAUGGGGUUGCUGGUCCUCCAGGUCCUGAGGGUUUUCCCGGAGACAUCGGACCACCUGGACAAAAUGGUCCUGAAGGACCAAAGGGCAAACUAGGAGCGAGAGGGUUACCAGGACCUCGCGGAGCUCCAGGAUUAGAGGGAGAGGAGGGGCCUGUUGGACCACCUGGACCGACAGGACUGGAGGGUGCUAUGGGCAAACAAGGUUUCCCAGGAAAAGUCGGGGAGGACGGAGUUAAGGGUGAGCAAGGAGUCACUGGGAAGGCUGGGCCGAUGGGAGAGAGAGGUCUGGUUGGCUUUGUCGGUCCGGUGGGGGAGCCUGGAUUGGCAGGGGAAAAGGGUGAUCGAGGGGAGAUGGGCCUGCCCGGACCUCCAGGAGAGAAAGGAUCUGAAGGACAUCCAGGAACACCUGGGGAGACUGGACCGACUGGCCCACCAGGGCCACCAGGCCCCCCUGGAUCACGCGGCCCCAUUGGCACUCGAGGACCUAAAGGGAGACGGGGCCCACGGGGUCUAGAUGGCCCAGUUGGUGAGGCUGGCACCGAGGGGAAAAAGGGUCUUGAUGGUCCUCCUGGAAAAAUUGGCUUCCCUGGAGACCAGGGUAAGAUUGGGGAGCCUGGCGAGGUCGGGCCAAAAGGGUUUCCGGGAAUCCAGGGGCCUUCAGGGGCACCAGGAGCCAAAGGAAUCGCAGGAGAGCCAGGCCCCCCAGGAAUACCAGGAGCAAUAGGGCCUCUCGGAAACAUUGGGCCAAAGGGCCCUCCAGGAAAAGUGGGAGACUCUGGAGUUCCAGGUGAACCAGGAGAGAAGGGUGCCCUGGGAGCAGAAGGGAACGCUGGAGCUCCAGGCCUUGUCGGACCCAGGGGAGAGCCAGGUUUGGAAGGCGAGGCUGGACCUGCUGGUCCUGAUGGCCCUAAGGGGGAGAAAGGUGACAUGGGACUGGAGGGUGAGCCCGGCAUGAGAGGUGACCCUGGAAUCAAUGGCAAAGAAGGAUCACCGGGUGACCCCGGACUUACCGGCGUCAGAGGUCCUGAAGGGAAGCCAGGGAAAAUGGGAGAGAGAGGAAAACAUGGCCUGAAGGGAGCAAAGGGAAAAAUGGGACACCUGGGUGAGACUGGAACAGUGGGGAAACCUGGACCAGUCGGAACCACUGGGCCCAAGGGGUCGAGAGGAACCAUCGGACCUGUGGGUGCUCCUGGACGGAUGGGUCAGCAGGGGGACCCAGGCAUAGCAGGGUAUGAGGGUCACCAGGGGCCAUUGGGUCCUAUGGGGCCUCCAGGACCAAAAGGUGAAAAGGGUGAACAAGGGGAAGAUGGGAAAACUGAGGGCCCUCCUGGUCCCCCUGGACUCAGAGGUAGAGUCGGAGACAGAGGAGACCGAGGGGAGCCAGGAGAUCCAGGAUACCCAGGUCAGCAGGGGGUGGAUGGACUUAGAGGCAAACCUGGUGCACCUGGAUUACCCGGCCAUCCUGGUCCCCGUGGACAACAAGGCCCCAAAGGAUCGAAAGGCGAGCAGGGUCAGAAGGGUAAACAGGGUAAACAAGGAGAUCGUGGAAGCAGAGGAUCAGUAGGUGCUGUUGGGCUGCCUGGUCCGAGGGGCGUUGUUGGUCGCGAAGGACAAGAGGGCGUUCCUGGAGCAGAUGGCAUUCCAGGGAAAGAUGGGAGUAAAGGAAUACCGGGUGAACAAGGAGAUGAUGGUGAGAUUGGCCCUUCUGGUAAACCUGGAGCCCGGGGUAAAGUAGGUGUCCCAGGAUUGCCAGGAGAUCAGGGUUCAUUUGGUCCAAAGGGUGAGCGAGGUCUUCCAGGUCAUCCCGGCCCUUCAGGAAAGAGAGGCUUUAAAGGAGUGAUGGGCCUUCCGGGAGCUCAGGGGGACCGGGGACCCAAAGGACAGCCAGGUGAUGUGGGAGAACCAGGGUUUCCAGGGAUACUUGGAAUGUUUGGACCAAAGGGGCCUCCAGGAGACUUCGGGCUGAAAGGCAUUCGUGGGCCUAAAGGGCCUCUGGGCACCAUGGGGAAAAGUGGAGUUCCUGGUCCUGUUGGAAUAAUCGGUCCCAUUGGCAACACUGGUCCUAGAGGUGAUGCUGGUAACAGAGGAGAGACGGGUGCUCAGGGGCCGAGGGGCGCUCCUGGACCUCGUGGCCCUCCUGGACCACCGGGCCCACCCAGUAUCCUACAAUCUUUUCAGCGGGAUGACAGCGGAGUACAUUUGCCUUUGUUUGCUGACUCACACACGACACUCAGAACAGAGGGUGUAUCUGUGUCGGAUUCACCUAUGCUGGACCGGGCUCCAGAGAUUUUGAGGACACUGCACUACCUGAGUUUGUUGGUGCGCAGCUUAAAGAAUCCUCUGGGCACACAAGACCACCCAGCUCGCCUCUGCCGAGACCUGCGCACCUGCCAAUACAAACUCAACGAUGGCACUUACUGGAUUGACCCAAACAUGGGUUGCUCCUCUGACUCUAUAAAAGUGACCUGCAACUUUACAGCAGGCGGUCUUACCUGCCUCAGACCAAUCACGGUGUCCAAGCUGGAGUUCAGUGUUGGGCGUAUCCAGAUGAGCUUCCUGCAUUUGCUGAGCUCAGGGGCGGAGCAACGCAUCACCAUCCACUGCCUUAACGCCUCCAUCUGGAGCUCUGCCCAGACUCAGCCCCCUUCACCAAAUGCUGUGAGGUUCAAGGCAUGGAACGGACAGACCCUUGAGCCGGAUGUAUUGGAAGACACCUGCUGGCAACGGGACGGACACUGGCAGCACGCAGUCUUCCUUUUCAAGGUGACGGACGCCUCACUGCUCCCUGUCAAACACAUCGCCAAUCUGCCUGAAACCACACUGUCGUCACGCUACCAUCUGGAGGUUGGACCUGUGUGUUUUCUGUAGUGUGUGUGCUUGUUGGCAACAACACAGUCAUCGACACCACACUUCCUCACGCACGAUAUCCAGUUGAUGCGGCCCAUGUCCCUCCCACUUCAGUAUUCAGCCACUGAUUGGACUGCAGACGCGGGACGAGAUGGAGUGGGCGGGGCUUUUGGGGGAUUUAGCACUAAAGACUGUGGAGAGGAAAUAUUGCCCUUCCAGCCGUGGAUGUCCAGUGAGAGCAAACUCUAAAACACGAUCCAGGCAUCAUAGAUUAGAGGACAUCCAGGGCCAGGGAGAAACUGACAAACUCUCUCUCUCUCUCUUUCUCUUUCUCUCUCGUUCUCUCUCUCUCUCUCUCUCUCUUCCUUUUGCUCUCUCUUUGUCAAAUAUUAUAGUAAGUUAUUGUAAUGCUUGUAUCAAGGAACUAUGAUCUAUUUUAAAGAGGAAUUAAGAUAAGUGGGAAAAAUUAUAUUUAUAUAUAUAUAUAUGUACUUAUUCUUUAUUCCUGAGCUUUUAUACAGUAACAAUUUCAGUAAUGCUGAAAGUGCAAUAGGAGACAGAAGGAAAUUGAUUAUAUUAGAUAAUGAUUACAUAUUGUGUGGGUCUUUAUGGAAGGCUUUUCAGGGGUACUGUCAAUCGAGUGUGUGUGAUUUUAACACAGUAUCAGACAGGGAAGUAUGCAUACGUGAUUUUGUGUGUGUGUGUGUGUGUGCGCAUUUUAAUGUGACCAGUCAGGGAGAUGAUUCUUUAGAGUAGUUUGUGUGCGUGUGCAUGUGUGCGUGUCACAGAUCCGUGAAGAUAGUUCUCUUUACAUCACCUACGCCACGUCCUGUGUGCACUGGACACGCCUGCAUGGCGGUCUAGUGGCUUUUCUCAGGCAAACGGGAGGAGGAGUGUUUAACAAGCAAGUGUCUGAUACUCAGACUGGGCGUGUCUUACGAGAAACAGGGCACGUCUUUACUGUGCGAGUGUGCCAGUCCUGUGGGUGCGUCUCCCUCCGAGAGGUGUGUCUACCUCUCCAUCGUGACAAGGUGCUAUUUGAAUUGCGGCCCUGGCAGUAUUCAAGACCUUCAAACUUGACGUGAACGCCCAGCGGCAUGAAUGGUGCUAAAUUUUGUAAAUGGAUCUUAGAGCUUCAGUAGUGCUUAAAAUGGAAGCGGCAUUCAUCAACCUACAGCCAUGGCACCCACAGAGCAAAGCACUAAUCAUAAACAUGUUGCAAUCUGCCAUUCAUUGCAAAGUCUGUAGCAUCAGUGUCUUAAAUACCUUUGUGCUUGCUUUGGAGAUUCCAUGUGUGCUGCGUUGUCUACUAGAAUCAAACAAGAGCAUCAACAACAAGAACAUUAUUUAAGAACAAACUGCCUUUCUGACAACGUUGGCGUCAUCUCAUUUGCAAUGGUGUUUUGAAAUAUAUUUUCAGAUGUUAGUGGACAGCCACAUUGGGCCCAAGGUGGCCAAGUUGGUGAGAUUUCUUAAUAUACAACAUUGUGGAUCAAUCCACACUAUGGUGCUUUAAUCCAGAUGGUGGGGACAAUGUGACAGGACACAAAGAUCCAGGAUUUUAAGAUAUUUCCCUGGGUCUACAUUGAUGCAAAAUUAGUCCGGUCAGUCUGGUAUCUCCAUGUAUUCUUUAUUUCACAGCCAGGUUUCAGACUGUAGAGGAGGCUCUGUUACUUAGAUAGCAACGGCAGUGCCAAUACCAUAGUUUGCACGAUAGCAUCUGUUGCAUUUAUUGUGAUUGGCUUAGAAUAGAAAUAUGUAUUCCAGUCUGGAGGUUCCUUGCUUUUGACUGGUCAAAUGGUAUGUUACUGUGGGAUGAUUUUAGUCAGCAAGGCAGUAAUAUGCUUGGCUGCCGGUGAAAGAAUUGGUGGGUCAGUGGCAGUAGCCAAGUUAGCAUUCUAAAAACUGUUACGUCAAAAUGUUACCAAAAUGAUGCACCGAGAGAUGCCAGGCAGGACUCCUGCAGAGAGAAAAGGGUCUUUCCGUGCAUCCAGAAUAAGAUGAUUUUUCAACUAACUGUGAGAUCAAGACCGUCUUGAUGAAAUUCUAGCCAUACUAUGUGCUGGACCUGUACAACGAUUUAGCCAGAAAGUCAUAGGGAUAUGUUGCAACAGGUGUUCGAUGUUACGUCACUUGAUAAGUAAUUGGUACAGCAACUCUUUUGAACAGAGACGCAGUUGGGGCUUGUAAGGUCUAAUCUCAGCGUACUAGAUUAUGGAAUGUAGUGUUGUAGACCACCUCUCCAUACGUCUUUGCUUAAUGUGUGACUUGCGUAAACUGGCUCUGGCUUCAUAAACUGGCCAGACCCCAAAGGCUGUUCCAAAUGCAUUACAGACAGGGAACACACAUGGGCUGAAAGAUUUUUAACAUUUUUCUUAAAGAGGCAUUGUUUAGGCUAAAGGGUUUUCGCCCUUGACCUGAGAAUUCUUAUCUGUGCAACCAACAACGUUCUGUUAGGAAGGCUACAGUUUCUUCUCUCUUAACAUACAUGUGUAUUAUAAUUCUUUAAGCUUCGAUGUAUACAGCGGGUCCCUUUUUAGUUAAUUUAAUCUUAUUUAAAUAUUGUAAACGUGGUUGGGAGCUGUUUCUGUCUGAACAGAAGAUUUCUCCAGAACUUAAUGCAACAGCAUCCCAACUGGUCUUGGAGUUGAUCGACUUUUUUAAUGUGUAAAUUUGGGACUCCGGAAAACAAUAUAUUGCAGUGUUUUACUGUUGUUUUUUUCUAUCCUUUAUAUUUCAUUUUGUUUUAGAUUUAUUUUUAUCUCUGAUAAUCAAAACCAUACUGUAUGGAACUGUCUUAAAUCGUAUUAACAUUUCAACAGGUCAUGUGAAUUUUAGAUUCAUUUUCAGGCAUUAUUGAAUUCCAGUUACCUCACUCUUCUUGACGUUGUCCAUUGGCUCCUGUCUGUGAUCAUUCUGAUUCGUUCAUGUAAAUAAGUGUAAACGCUUCUCCCAGCUUGUUCAAACGUUGUCUGUUCAUUAUCUUUAUUUAACGUCACUUUCAGUCUAAUUUGCCAUGCUUUUCUCAUUGCCGUUUUCCAUGCUUGGUUAAAUAUGUGAAUUCGGAACUGGAAU